AUGUCGGUCAUGGCAGCUGGGAGCGGGGACGAGGAUCCGAAAGGAAAACACACCGCCGGGGUCAGACGCGGGCAAGAAGGGAAGGCCCCCGGGCGUGGUCAAACGCCGCGAGACUGCGAGGGCCGGGCAGAAGCAAGUCCUGGAGAGCGCGGGGCCGGCGGCUGCUCGGCCCGCCGCCCCGCCCCGGGUUUCCGCGCGCGCGCCGAGAGCUGGAGACGGGCGGGGAGGGGCGGUGCGACUGCAAAUCGGGAAGGGCGCGCGGCGGGCCGCCUGGGGAGCUCAGCGAACCGGCAGGCCGUGAACUGGAAUUAG
Rangifer tarandus platyrhynchus (Svalbard reindeer) is the source of this 312-nucleotide messenger RNA. The record is from the annotation of a GenBank genome assembly. Lineage: Eukaryota; Metazoa; Chordata; Mammalia; Artiodactyla; Cervidae.